CCAAACCACAACAUAACCCCACUUUAUCCUUGUUUUUCUUCCUGGGUGAAAAAGUACAAUUUUGUGGUAAAAAAUAUCCUCAGACGCCCCAAAAAGUUCCCAAAUGACCCUUGCUGGGGUUAGUGCUCACAAGCUGGCCCAGAAGAAGAGGGCGGAGAAAUUGGCCGCUUCCUUUCCAAAUGGGGCACGAUGCCAGAAGUGCUUGGAGUACGGACACUGGAGCUAUGAGUGCAAAUCCAAGCGGAAGUACAUGCACCGUACAUCGCGAACGCAGCAGCUGAAGAAGAAAAUCGGCGAAAUUGAAGCAAAAGCAGGAAGCUCAAGUGAGCCAAAGGCAAAGGUGCAGAGACGGAAAUCUCAUGAUUCCUCAUCAUCGAGCGACUCUGAAUCCGAUUCGUCUGAUGACUCGUCUAGCAGCAGUAGCAGUAGCAGCAGCAGCAGCAGCUCCUCCAAUUCCUCAUCAAGCGACACGUCGGACAGUGAGAGUGAUUCAUCUGAUUCCUCUGACUCCUCUUCAUCCUCCUCAUCGUCAUCAUCUGCACGAAAGUCUCCUUAAAUUAAUUACUAUUUUAAGAACUUACUAGACCUAUUAUUAUUAUUAUUAUUAUUAUUAUUAUUAUUAUUACUAAAAGAAAAUUGCUGUAUAUAGACGUAAGAAAUCAAUUGUAUGUAAUUUUAAUUCAAACAAUUAUAAAAAAAAGAAAAUUAUGUGACAUUGAAA
This is a messenger RNA of Lutzomyia longipalpis, 721 nucleotides long. Its product is annotated as zinc finger CCHC domain-containing protein 10. Bases 104 to 556 code for a protein of 150 amino acids. The record is from RefSeq and is a predicted model, not a curated record. NCBI's taxonomy places the organism in Eukaryota, Metazoa, Arthropoda, Insecta, Diptera, Psychodidae. Gene Ontology annotation, molecular function: zinc ion binding; nucleic acid binding. The transcript has 2 exons.